GUGACAGCGUCUACUGUCUUUAGCCAUCUUUAGCCCUCUGUCUCUAGCGUCUGCUUGCCAACUUGUUUCUGCAAAUAAUCUGUAAUGUCUGUAGGUGCGAUAAGUAGUUGAAUGUGGCCUGUCUCAAUGGAAUGUGGCCGUGCCAACACAAGUACAAAAAGCAAUGAAUGAAAUGAGAACUAUAGAGUACUGAAGCACAAGAUUAGCGGCGAUGCUUGCCAAAAUCGUGUACUUAGCGUUAACAUCAAGGCUGUUGGUUUUCUUGCUUCAGGUAAUUUGCAACUGGAUCGUACCGGACCACGACGCAGAUGCAUUUCGGCGACCAACUGCGCCUCCGUCUUCCAACGUCGUCACGUACCUCUUCGGCGGAUUUGCUCACUGGGAUGCGGAGUACUUCUUGCACAUUGCCGAGCACGGUUACACGUACGAGAACACGCUGGCUUUUUUCCCGUUAUACCCACACCUCGUCCGCUGCAUAACAGAUUCAGUCUUAGAUCCGUUGCUAUGCAUACUCUUACCUUACCAAAGCGUGCUCUUGUUGAGCGGAGUUUUACUCAACGUUUUUAUGUUCACCAUCGCAGCCAUUGCUCUGUACCACUUGACUCUCAUACUCUUCGAUGAAACGGCAGCCAUGGAAGCCACGCUGCUCUUUUGUUUUAACCCAGCUUCCGUGUUCUUCUCCGCGUGUUACACGGAAUCGUUGUUUAGCGCAACCACUUUCCUCGGACUUUACCUGCUGGAAUUUGGUCAGGAAUGUCUGGCGACCGUUUUCUUCAUCCUCGGAGGGUUCGUACGGUCCAACGGGUUCCUGUCGUCCGGUUUUCUCAUUUUCCACACGUUCAUCAAGUGGAGUCAGCCGUGGCAAUCUGGCUGCGAGCUCGUGGUCAAGACGGGUGCUAGAGUUGCGCUCUGUUUCGCUCCUUACUUGCUCUUUCAGUGCUACACCUGGUCCCUGUACUGCAUUCCGGAUCGUUCCGUCGAACACUCCGACGCUGUCUUGCAGCAGGCCAGCGAGCAUGGCUACCACCUGGCCGGGUACAACAUCAGCGAGUGGUGCAAGAACGUUCUCCCGUUUUCCUACGGCUACGUGCAGCAGAAAUACUGGAACGUGGGGUUUCUCCGAUAUUAUCAGCUCAAACAGCUCCCCAAUUUCUUACUCGCAACUCCCGUCGUUGCGUUGCUGGGGUCCGCUUGCUUCCACUUCCUGAAGAGAAAUUCGAAGACUUUCUUCCCGAUCCGAUGGAAGCCCGGCCAAGGCGUGGCGGCGGAAGUGCGUCGGCUGCCGUACCUCUUGCACGUGUGCAUUCUGCUGACCCUGUGCACGUUGUUUGUGAAUGUUCAGGUCACGACCAGACUCGUAGCGGCGUCCAGUCCAGUACUUUACUGGGCAACGUUCCUCAUCCUUGAUCAUCAUCCUGCACGCGGUGCGGCUGUGCUGCUCAAAGGAAAAUGGCAUCAACAGCUCAGAGUGCUCUGGAGAACGGACUUCUUACGCAGACGAGUUCUAACGUUUUUUGCGCUGUAUUUUGUGCUGGGUACUGCAAUGCACGUUAAUCGUCUGCCGUGGACAUAGGAGGGGAACGUAAGAGUAUGAACGCGUACCAGCCUGUGGACUGCGGACAACGUUAGAUGAUUGUUACCCGUGUAGUCAACGUGUGUCAUUAAAACAACAUUCCGUCGUGCACAUGUACUUUGCUCUUGGAUAUUAAAAGCAGAAGACAUGUGUUUCAUGUUGGAGAUUGGCACGGUGGACAUAUGUAAGGGGUGAUUUGAGCCGUUUUUCUUUUGCUGGAUUAGGUACUAUCGUGAGCCCUAUGAGCGAGAACACGGGAGCUCGUGGCAGAUAGCAGAGACGCCUUGCAGCUCACCCGCGAGUGGAAGUGGAAAGGGCGCUGCCGUACCUUCUGUUGUCAUCACCCCGGCACACUCCAUUGACAACUGGAUAAUGGGGAGGGAUGCUGUUUCAGCCUGGUAUCACGGGUUGAUAAGGCGGGGGUGCCAGCAUAUGAUGCAACAGCAAAACUCUCCUCAUUUGCUUUCAUGUAUCGCCGCCACGCGCUCCAGUGUUCCCGCUACUCAUGAGUGUGAUGUCUUGUGUCUCCUGUUAAUGGCCACCUUGUAGGUUAAUGAUUUACUGAAGAUGGUAGGAACUACGCUGGCAGCACAACAAAUAAAAAAACUAAAAGCAUGAUGCGUUGGAGCCCGUACGGGUUCCAUCAUCUGAGCAAACUUCGGCAUUUGUCCGUUUGCUGUUUAUUGAACAAGGGGGCGAAGGAAUCUGGAAGCGGGCUUGAAUGUUUGUUCAAUGCAUCUUUUUGUUUGUUCGGACAUGGCACAAUUCCAAGUGCUUCCACAUGCAAUUUAGUGACGAUGUAGUGUGGACGUUCUCCAAUGUAAUAACCGUGUAUGUCAUUUGUAGUAGAAGAAAUGUUUUGUGAAACUAAUGAAGAUAUUGUGCCAAAUUAUAUUGCGAUGAUGUUUACAACCAAGAAGAUGUCUAGUCAGAAUAUCGUGACUUUUUAAAUAAACUUUGUGACAUGUUAAUCACCGC
Molecule: messenger RNA, 2551 nt
Organism: Ornithodoros turicata
Lineage: Eukaryota; Metazoa; Arthropoda; Arachnida; Ixodida; Argasidae
Gene: PIG-V
Product: GPI mannosyltransferase 2-like
Exons: 2
Coding region: 212-1573 (453 amino acids)
Biological process (GO): GPI anchor biosynthetic process
Cellular component (GO): mannosyltransferase complex; endoplasmic reticulum membrane
Molecular function (GO): alpha-1,6-mannosyltransferase activity; GPI mannosyltransferase activity
Source: RefSeq, a predicted model, not a curated record